Molecule: messenger RNA, 1792 nt
Organism: Chaetomium strumarium
Lineage: Eukaryota; Fungi; Ascomycota; Sordariomycetes; Sordariales; Chaetomiaceae
Product: histone acetyl transferase HAT1-like protein
Exons: 2
Coding region: 167-1621 (484 amino acids)
Biological process (GO): subtelomeric heterochromatin formation
Cellular component (GO): nucleus
Molecular function (GO): histone binding; histone H4 acetyltransferase activity
Source: RefSeq, a predicted model, not a curated record
CCCCCAAGUAAUUAACUUAACCGGGGUAUCGAACCGCGCUUGCAUCGCGUCACGCUUCCAGGUUCAACACCGGCAGUUCUAGCAACUUUUCGGUCAUUGACUUCUUCCGCUUCGGACUUCACGAACCCUCCAGUGCCCUCUCGGAUUCUAGAAUUUCCAAUCCAAUAUGUCCACAGACGACGCUUGGUCGGCGCCGGCCAACGAUGCGCUGCUGCUGUCGCUCGUAACGCCAUCGCCGGCGGGCAUCAAAACGGUCGCGCACACUUUCCACCCGAAAUUCACAUACCCUAUCUUUGGCGACAGCGAGGAGAUCUUCGGCUACAAGGGCCUCGAAAUCAGUCUCCAGUACAAUGCAACCGAUAUGCGACCGAAUCUCUCUGUCAAAUACAGCAAGAAGUUCCCUGCUGUCGCGGACGUGGAGGCGGCAGACAUCAAUGGGACCUUGCGCGAGUUUCUUCCCGAUGUUGCCUUCCAGAAGAAGAGCGAUUUCGAGGCCGCGAUCAAGAACGUCCCGGCAGACUGGACCCCGCCGGGCGAGCUGGUUACGACGUUCAGCACCCAUGGCAGCACCUUUGAGGUCAGGAAAGCGAACCUGGGCGAGCCCGCCGUGAAGCAGCUAGUCAAGCGCAUCCAGAUCCUGGUGUUGCUCUUCAUCGAGGGUGGGAGCGCUAUUGAUGUGGAUGAUUCCGAUGCCGACCGGUGGACGAUCUUCUUGCUCUACCAAAAGCAAACAUCCAACGGGGAGAUUGCCAGCUCGCCUUAUACCUUCGUCGGUUACUCUACGGUAUACCGCUUCUUUCACUUGCAGCUGCCUUCCCCUCCCGUCUCUCCAUCAGAGAGCGAUUUGGAAAAGCAGACUCUCGCUCAAGACUUCGACCUGUCUCUACUUCCCUGCCGCAGCAGGUUAUCCCAGUUCCUCAUCCUCCCGCCAUUCCAACAAAAGGGGCUGGGGCCGAAACUAUACAGCAUCAUUUUCCAGGAAUACAUCAAGCACCCUCAGACGGUUGAGAUCACGGUCGAGGACCCCAAUGAAGCCUUUGACGAUAUGCGCGACAUCGUAGAUCUCCAAUACCUGCGGACAAUGCCAGAGUUCCAGGCGCUACGCAUCAACACGGACGUCACCAUUCCCAAGAUAGGGCCCGCACCAAAGGACAUCAUCGAUAAGGCGGCGUAUGACGCGGUGCGAGCCAAAGCCAAGAUGGCCCCACGUCAGUUUGCGCGGGUUCUCGAGAUGGAUCUCAUGUCCAGGCUGCCCGAGCCCGUCAGACCGGGAAUAGUGCCGGAUGAGUCCGCGCGCGAGGCGACGGCGGAGCAGAAACACGAAUACCAACUCUGGAGGCUCAUGCUGAAGAAGAGGAUAUACAGUAUGAAUAAAGAUGCGCUCGGCGAGCUCGAGAUCCCCGAGCGUAUUGCGAAGCUUAACCAGACGGUCAUGAGCGUCGAGUACGACUACGCGCGUCUUCUGCUCAAAGCCGAGGAUCACCAGCAGAGGAACCAGGUCGACGAGCAGCAACAGAAGAACGGGACUGCUGCCAAUGGCGCGGCUAACGGCAAACGCAAGGCGGCGGUUGAGGACGGGGACCAGGCAGUCAGUAAGAAAGCGAGGGUUGAGGACGAGUGAGGAGGGAUUGCGAGCCGUCGGUGAGCCUGUUGCUUGUGGUCGCCUUGCCUCGGGGACGGGAGGGCUGCAUGAGCUUUUGUGUAUGCGUAUGCGUGGCGUGUAUUCUUAUCCGGUUUGUGUACACUACGGCGUCCAGUGUGCCAGCAUUUCUUUCUAAGUUCCACUGAAUAG